GGCCAGUGACAUCACGCACGCUGGCCUCCAUAUAACGCAGCCUCGCUGUCUUCCGUGGAGGUCACGCACGAGCAUCAUGACGAGGAUCCGCGUCAUCUCGUCGUCCUUCAUCGGAACCAGAACCAGAAGCGACCUCCACUGACGCAGCAUGCCUGCUCCCCGCCGUGCACGACGCUCCCACGCGUAAUUGCGCAGCUCUCGCGUCGACAUGGAUCAGAAUCCGCACUUCGCGGCCAUGUGUGUGCUGGUGCUGUCCCUCGGACUGCUGGUGGACAGGGGGGGCUGUCAGCACUACUACCUCCUCCGGCCCAUCCCCAGUGACAGUCUCCCGCUCGUGGACUUAAAGGAGGACCCGGACCCCGUACUCGACCCCAGGGAGCGGGACCUUAACGAGACCGAGCUCAGGAGCCUCCUGGGAGACUUUGACAGCCGCUUUUUGUCCAUCUCGCCGCCCAGCGAGGAUAAAUUCCCCGGAAACGACGAGCUGGAGGACGUGGAGCUCCAAAAGCCCGGCGGGGUUUUGCCCAAGGAGAUCCGGGCUCUGGACUUCGACGAGCAGUUCGGCAAGAAGCACAAACCCAGUAAGAAACUGAAGCGGCGCCUGCAGCAGUGGCUGUGGGCCUACACCUUCUGCCCGGUGGUCUACACCUGGACCGACCUGGGCAACAGGUUCUGGCCGCGCUUCGUGCGUGUGGGCGGCUGCCUCAGCAAACGCUCGUGCUCGGUUCCGGAGGGCAUGGUGUGCAAGCCCGCCACCUCCACCCACCUGAGCCUGCUCAGGUGGAGGUGUUUGCAUAGGAAGGCGGGGCUAAAGUGCGCGUGGAUCCCCGUGCACUACCCAAUCAUCACGGACUGCAAAUGCGCGUGCGCAAGCUAAUCAUGUAUGCUGCGAGUGUAGUUGUUGCUGACUCGUUAUUAUUAUUAUUAUGAUUAUUUUUUAUUUGUAACCUGCAGAGUGGACUUUAUGAAUGCCUCUAUAUGUCGUCACUCCUUCUGGCCUGUAA
Molecule: messenger RNA, 1004 nt
Organism: Dunckerocampus dactyliophorus (ringed pipefish)
Lineage: Eukaryota; Metazoa; Chordata; Actinopteri; Syngnathiformes; Syngnathidae
Product: noggin-like
Exons: 1
Coding region: 209-877 (222 amino acids)
Biological process (GO): dorsal/ventral pattern formation; negative regulation of cell differentiation; osteoblast differentiation
Source: RefSeq, a predicted model, not a curated record